Messenger RNA from Colletotrichum karsti, 555 nucleotides. Its product is annotated as extracellular serine-rich protein. The coding region runs from base 1 to 555 and encodes 184 amino acids. The record is from RefSeq and is a predicted model, not a curated record. The transcript is spliced from 2 exons. Lineage: Eukaryota; Fungi; Ascomycota; Sordariomycetes; Glomerellales; Glomerellaceae.
AUGUUCUCCAUCAAGACGCUCACCGCCGUCCUCCUGGCCUCCGCCGCCGCCGUCUCCGCCGCUCCCACCACCACCAGCGGCAACAAGGCGACUCGCACCACCCACCUGACCGGCGUCACGCACUCGGUCGUCGCCGGCCUCGGCGGCAGCCUCACCUUCAACCCCGACAACGUUGUUGCCGAGGUUGGUGACAUCGUCGAGUGGCACUUCCUCCCGCGCAACCACUCCCUGGUGCAGUCCAACUUCGCCAACCCCUGCAACCCCCUCGCCGACGGCACCGGUUUCUUCCCCGGGUUCGAGUUCUUCACGCCCGAGGGCCAGGCCGACAAUGUUUUCCAGCUCGUCGUCGAGGACGAGAAGACCAUUUGGUACUACUGCCCUUUUGGCAACCAUUGCGGAGCCGGCAUGGUGGGAGUCAUCAACCAGAACUUCGACAACCAGGCCGUCUCUCUUGCCAAGCACAAGGAGCUCGCUGCUGGAAAGAUGACUGUCAUUCCUCCCGUCAAGCACGUCGGCGAGGUCCUGUCCAACCCCAACCCCCUCGGCGGCUUCUAA